Messenger RNA from Branchiostoma floridae (Florida lancelet), 1199 nucleotides. RefSeq names its product ribonuclease P protein subunit p40-like. Gene Ontology annotation, molecular function: ribonuclease MRP activity; ribonuclease P activity. Gene Ontology annotation, cellular component: multimeric ribonuclease P complex; ribonuclease MRP complex. Gene Ontology annotation, biological process: endonucleolytic cleavage in ITS1 to separate SSU-rRNA from 5.8S rRNA and LSU-rRNA from tricistronic rRNA transcript (SSU-rRNA, 5.8S rRNA, LSU-rRNA); tRNA 3'-end processing; tRNA 5'-leader removal. The record is from RefSeq and is a predicted model, not a curated record. The transcript has 8 exons. NCBI's taxonomy places the organism in Eukaryota, Metazoa, Chordata, Leptocardii, Amphioxiformes, Branchiostomatidae. Bases 74 to 1177 code for a protein of 367 amino acids.
GAGGUCACUUUUUCAAAGUUGUGUGGUAGUUUGCGGCUUUCCCUGGCCUGAGUAAAUUUGUAACGGAAUCAAGAUGUCCCUGACACUAAAGAUAGACGUACGCCCGCCCCGCAGCAAGCUGGUGAUUGAGAAGUCAAGCUUUGAUGACGAUAAAUCCAGACAUCGCAAGAAUGUGGAGGAGCAUCACUUCAAUCAUAUGGUGGAGCUGUUCAUUCCUGGCUGUGCAGAGCUGCCACCUAGCGUCCAGGCAGAGUUUGACAGGUGUGAUGAUUACUACCUCAUCAAGAACGUCCCACUUACAGAGUUGAUCAACAAAGAUUUCAUCGAAAACUUUGUCAAGAAAGGUUCCUUGUACAUGCUGUCCCACAACACACAUAUUGAUAAGCACAAUGCUUAUGCAGUACUACCCACAGGUCAGUUGAUCCUGUCAGUACACAAGGACACGUAUGAGGAGCUGGGCCUUGUGGGACAGCCAUCACAGUUUAAUAGGAAGGUCAAGAGAAAGUUUGUUGUGGAGGUUGAUCUCACACAAGACAUCUUUGUUCCUGGGAAAAAGAAUUAUGAGCGUGUGAAACAGGGGUUCCAGAGGACAAAGCUAAAAGCAGACUUUCUGCUUUCAUGGAAACCAGAAGGUACCAGACAGUUGGCUGGCUCCAUACUGUCCCAUUUUCAAGGCAGCUACGAGUGUGAGAGACACAGCCAGGCUCAGCAGACCAGCAGGCACACAGACCUCCUGCUGCCUGUGGUUCACAGCACUGAGCUGGAGGAGGGUGAGGACGGACAGUGGUGCAGUGCGAGGGAGUGGUACGAAUGGCUGGGAGCUGUAUCAUGUGGGAUCUCUUGCAAUGAAGCACCUGAGCACUACAUCUCCAGAUACAGCUGUCCUGAUCCUAAUGAACUGACAGCAGCUGCAGUGAGACAUUCCACGACAGGGUUCAUAGCACCUGGGAAUGUGUGCACCCUUCAGGAGGCAGUCAGAUCCUACAUGAGAGAUAACAAGUCCACCUGUCCCUGGGCAGCCCUGACCGCCCAUGGGUUUGUGGACAGCCCUGUCUCCUGGGCCAGAAGGGAGCAUGGGUUCCACCAUGGAGGGGAAAACCUCUACACUUUCCUCAUCUUCAGAGACAGCAACUACUGGCUGUUCCAGGCUGUGGGGACCAAUGACAUCUGUCCUUGACAAAUAAAAUUAUACACGAGAA